This is a messenger RNA of Vicia faba (fava bean), 1122 nucleotides long. NCBI's taxonomy places the organism in Eukaryota, Viridiplantae, Streptophyta, Magnoliopsida, Fabales, Fabaceae. The record is from the annotation of a GenBank genome assembly.
AUGGCUCCAGCAUUGGAAGUUCAAGGAGGAGAAACUGUGUCCCUAAACAAUGUUAGUGAUGCUACAAUUAGAUCUAGAGUUACUGUUAUUGGUAGUGGAAAUUGGGGGAGUGUUGCAUCUAAGCUUAUUGCUUCCAAUACCAUUAAAAUGAGCAAUUUCCAUGAUGAAGUUAGAAUGUGGGUCUAUGAGGAGACAUUACCAAAUGGUGAGAAGCUCACAGAUGUCAUCAAUCAAACCAAUGAAAAUGUAAAGUACCUCCCUGGAAUCAAGCUUGGAAAAAAUGUUAUUGCAGAUCCAGACCUUGAAAAUGCAGUGAAGGAUGCAAAUAUGUUAGUGUUUGUGACACCACACCAAUUUAUGGAAGGAAUAUGCAAAAGAAUAGCUGGGAAAAUAAGGGCAGAUGCUGAGGCUAUUUCCCUUGUUAAGGGUAUGGAGGUUAAAAUGGAAGGACCUUGCAUGAUCUCAACUCUCAUUUCUGAAGAACUUGGAAUCAAUUGUUCGGUUUUAAUGGGAGCAAACAUUGCAAAUGAGAUAGCUGUAGAGAAGUUUAGUGAAGCAACUGUUGGAUAUAGGCAGAACAAAGAAGCUGCAGAGAGAUGGGUUCAUUUGUUUUAUACACCUUAUUUCAUUGUGACAGCUGUUCAAGAUGUUGAGGGAGUUGAAUUAUGUGGAACUCUAAAAAAUGUUGUGGCCAUAGCAGCAGGUUUUGUUGAUGGCUUGGAGAUGGGAAAUAACACAAAAGCUGCAAUCAUGAGACUUGGUCUUAGAGAAAUGAAGGCAUUUUCAAAGUUGUUGUUUCCAUCUGUUAAGGAUAGUACCUUUUUUGAGAGCUGUGGUGUAGCUGACCUUAUCACAACAUGCUUGGGUGGAAGAAACAGGAAAGUUGCUGAGGCUUAUGCAAAGAAUGGAGGGAAGAGAUCUUUUGAUGAACUUGAAGCUGAGAUGCUGCAAGGCCAAAAGUUGCAGGGUGUCUCAACUGCAAGGGAAGUAUAUGAGGUACUAAACCAUCGCGGGUGGUUAGAGUUGUUUCCACUCUUCUCAACAGUACAUGAAAUUAGCAGUGGCCAACUUCCACCAUCAGCCAUAGUUGAAUACAGUGAGAAGCAACCAAGAUCAUUCUAA